Gongylonema pulchrum is the source of this 771-nucleotide messenger RNA. The record is from the annotation of a GenBank genome assembly. Lineage: Eukaryota; Metazoa; Nematoda; Chromadorea; Rhabditida; Gongylonematidae.
CACGCUCAUGUGGAGCUGCCGGUUUCGCAAGCUGAUGCCGAAGAAUGUCGUCGUUCAGAUGGUCAUGCGGAAUGUGUGAACGGCGUGCGGCUAAUGUUUCUGAAGGAGGGUGGCCGGACACUUCUUGUUUGCUCCUCGAAUGCUAUCAAGCCACAACUCCGUGAACUGGAUGCACUAACACUACGGGAGCAAUCAGCUCCAGAAAAUGUUAUCGGUGUGUGCUCGGCACAGGCUGAUAUCAAUACAACUGCAGUACUUGUCGAAUGGGGUAACCCAGAAGAUAUUCCAUCAAUUUAUUCGGGAAUCCGAACUGGUCUCACACUCAAUAAUCACCUCAUCUAUCGACCACCUCUAAUCAAAAAUAACAAGGAGUUGUAUUCAUCGAUGCGUACAAUAUACACCGACUCGAAAUGGCUCUUUGAGCCGAACUUUGUUGCAUCGUUCAGUAUUGGCAAAUUUGUUUACUUCUUUUUCCGCGAAAUUGCCAUUGAGCAUGAAAGUUGUGGCCGAGUUGUUUGUUCCAGAGUUGCUCGAAUUUGUAAGAAAGAUAUUGGUGGAAAGAACGUACUGCGACAGGUGUGGACAAGUUUUGUGAAGGCCCGCUUGGAUUGUUCAACUUCGUCCAGCUCGCCUACUUUUUUCAACGAAAUUCAAUCAUUGCAACGUGUUGAUGGGCAAUCGGAUACAUUGUUCUACGCUACUCUAACAACACCAGAUAUCUCGUUUGGUGGCAGUGCCGUUUGCGCUUUUUCUUUGAACGCUAUCAAUCAG